This is a messenger RNA of Plenodomus lingam JN3, 1593 nucleotides long. The record is from RefSeq and is a predicted model, not a curated record. NCBI's taxonomy places the organism in Eukaryota, Fungi, Ascomycota, Dothideomycetes, Pleosporales, Leptosphaeriaceae.
AUGCAAGGCUUCCGCCCUGUCCAGUACACCGUUUUCGAGCGAGAAGAGGUUGGGGUGGAGCUGUACCGGUACACUACGCGAGCAAAGUUCUGUCCUCUGUCCAUGUUCCACCACGCUUGGACAUUGGUCGACGUGGCCUUUUUUUAUCCGACAUGGAAAAAAAAAGCCAUCUUCGCCCUCCAUGGCUUAGAGCACCAAAAAAGCUGGAGGCCUCAGCUGGCUUUCCCCCGUUCGCGGCCAAGAAUAGAAAGGGCGCAAACCAGUUGCGGGGGGGGUGCUGGUGCUGGUGCUGGUGCUGGUGCUGGUGCUGGUGCUGGUGCUGGUGCUGGUGCUGGUGCUGCGGAAGCUCGCUCGCUCGCGGUUCGGCCUGGGAUUCCGCUGAUCGCAGCGCUGCCCCCUCGAAUCCUGACGGGCACCGAGAAAAGGCGUUGGGAUGGCGAUAGCGCGCAUCGCGUACCGAUCGAUCCGCCAGUUCCUUCCUUGACCCUGGAUAGUGCAUCCAUGGCCAAUGCCAAUGACGGCUCCCUACUUGACAUACAACUAGCGAGGCCUUGCAUGGUUGCAUGUUUGCAUCAUGAGGCCUCUUCUCAAGUCCGUGUUCGGCUAUGUAUGGUCCCGUUCGGAUCCCAUCCAACCUUGCUUUUCCCUCGACUCUCGCCCUCCCCCUCGCCGCGAACCCGCGCAACGAUCAUGCGGGUGGCAGAUGUACUGAUUGGCCAUCGCCGUACUCCCAUCACAGCCACCAAGGCAUUGCCUGUGUGGAAGGCCUUGGACCCCCGCCCCCCCAGUAGAGAUAGGCGCAUUUUCUGGCUUGCCAAUGGUGGAAGAGGUCAAAUGGGUCCUAUGGCAAAAGUGCCCAGUCGGAGGCGGUGUUUUGGAAUUUCGGUGCGAAAGAAGGCUGUGAAGCCAUCAGAGGACCGGCGCUUUGGUUGCUUCGGGCGGGGGGUUUGCGUUGCGAUGCAGCUGUGCUGGCUUGCUCAGCACGCCGACCUGUUGCUGUUUCAUCGGGACAAGGUCGCUGGAAUGGCUGUAGCGAGGAUAGCAAUAGCAAUCGCAGGCAGCAGACAAUCUUCUAGAUGCUUGAGCAACGCGGGAUGGAUGGGGGUGGUGACUUGUUGCAUGCGUAGAGUACGAGUAUGGAGAGCAGUGGCUUUGCCUGUAGAGCCGGAACAGCGUUCCAUCCACGUCACACAGCGUACCAAAUGGCAAGAGGGAGUGAAACAUUGGGGCCAUGUUGAAGGUUACGGCACGAGACCCGAGAGUCUUGCACUGUUUCCCGAUAGCCGUGGGGGCUACUCUGCUGUAUAUAGGAAGAUGGAAAAGAAAUCUCACGGCGAGUCGAGCUCACAGUACGCAUUCAACGGGAUAGAUGUGUUCUUCCAGAACGCAAGGGAAGUCGCUUGGCAAGUCGGCCGUGAGGUUGUGGGCAAAAGAUACCUACCUGCUUGGUACAUGCUGACUGAUGCCGACCAUGCUCCCCAGUCGUGGCUGAUUGGCUGCGGCAUGGGGAUCCACUGCAUCCAUUCGCUACCGCCAUCUCCAUCAGGACAUGAUUCCGCCCAAGCCCCAAUCGUUUUGCUCGACGAUGGCUAA